AUGGAAAAAAAGUUAAUUUUAUUUGCUGUAUUCAUUCAUUGCUGCUAUUCAUCAGUUUAUGGAGAAUAUGAAACAGAUGCUGUAGUGAUAAGUAGGGGUUAUCCUACAACUCGUAAGCCCAGACCAACUGGAAGACCUCAUCCGACUGGCCGUGGAAACAGACCAGAGAAAAAACUUGUUUGUAGACCAAUGUUAAUUUUUGGUCUAAUAAACUCAGUUGACGGAAAUCGCUUUAUCGGCGUGAUUACCCGAGAAGACGUAAAUACAGACCAGAAGGAAGACGUUAAUACAAAAGGAACAAAUCCACCGAUACACCAAACACUGAACAAGAUAUACCUUCAAAUAUUCCCUUAUGAAAAAGCCUAUGAGAGACAGAAAACGGCAUAUCCUCCAAAAGAAAACGUAAUAAAAAUUGUUGGGUUCAAUCCAUACGAAUGA
This is a messenger RNA of Schistosoma intercalatum, 438 nucleotides long. The record is from the annotation of a GenBank genome assembly. Lineage: Eukaryota; Metazoa; Platyhelminthes; Trematoda; Strigeidida; Schistosomatidae.